Molecule: messenger RNA, 2592 nt
Organism: Cottoperca gobio
Lineage: Eukaryota; Metazoa; Chordata; Actinopteri; Perciformes; Bovichtidae
Gene: ddx27
Product: DEAD (Asp-Glu-Ala-Asp) box polypeptide 27
Exons: 21
Coding region: 142-2475 (777 amino acids)
Cellular component (GO): cytosol
Molecular function (GO): nucleic acid binding; RNA helicase activity; ATP binding
Source: RefSeq, a predicted model, not a curated record
AAGCUCUCACUUACGGCUCAUUUCCGGUUUCCGUCAACACACGUGUAUGUGUGUGAAGAGAGAACGACAGGGAACCUCUACAGACUCUCUAUAGAACCCGUUUCUAAACCGUUCGGAGCCGGUACCGGUCCACAGUUCGCCAUGCUGCAGCAGUUAGGUCUGAUCGGGACGAUCCGGGACGAGGAGGAGAGUCCGGAGGAGCCCGACACCGAGUCCGAGCAGGAGGACCAGCCGAUCGUCCUCAACAGGAAGAAGAAGUUGGGGAGUUGCGGCACGAAAGACUUUAACACUAACUUUGAGUUUGGCGAGAGAGACGGGCUGAACGAUGACGACAGUUGGGUGAUGGCUGACAUCAUGAAGCAGAUCAAGAACAAGAGAACUGCGACCACUCUGGACCAGAAAAUAGAGAAAAUCAGGAAGAAGAGAAAAGCUGAGGAGAAAUCUGCUGAGAGUGACACUGCUGAAGGUUCUGUGGGGAAGAACCAGGAGGAGGAUAAAGAUGAUGAUGAUGAUGAAGAGCAGGAUGUGAAGCCAGCUGCAGGAGAGGCUGAUGGAGAUGAAGAUGAGGAGGAUGAGUUUGAUUCAAGUGAUGAGGAGAUUCUGACCAAAUCAGACACCCUGAGAGACAAAGAGCGACGGGGAAGGAAGAGGAAGAUGGGAGAGGAGGCUCCGGAGUCGUACUACGAAGAUGCGUCGCAGUACGACGAUCAGCUGACCUUUGAAGACAUGAACCUGUCCCGACCGAUCCUGAAGGCCAUCACAGCUCAGGGCUUCAAGCUGCCAACUCCCAUCCAGCAGGCCUGUGUUCCCGUCGGCCUGCUGGGCAGAGAUCUGUGCGCCUGCGCUGCUACCGGGACCGGGAAGACUGCAGCCUUCAUCUUGCCGGUGCUGGAGCGCUUGGUUUAUAAACCCAGGACGUCCCAGGUGACCCGGGUCUUGGUUCUGGUUCCUACUAGAGAGUUGGGGAUCCAGGUUCACUCUGUGGCCCGGCAGCUGGCCCAGUUCACCUCCAUCACCACCUGCCUGGCUGUCGGUGGGUUGGACCUAAAGUCUCAGGAGGCUGCGUUGAGAGUGGGGCCAGAUGUUCUGAUAGCUACACCUGGCCGGCUGAUCGACCACCUUCACAACACGCCGACCUUUGAGCUGACUCACAUUGAGAUCCUGAUCCUGGAUGAGGCCGACAGGAUGUUGGACGAAUACUUUGAGGAGCAAAUGAAGGAGAUAAUAAGGAUGUGUUCCUUCAACAGACAGACCAUGUUGUUCUCCGCCACCAUGACGGAGGAGGUGAAGGAGCUGGCGGCAGUUUCGUUGAAGCAGCCAAUCAGGAUCUUUGUAAACAGCAACACUGACGUCGCUCCGUUUCUGCGACAAGAGUUUGUCCGAAUCCGACAAAACCGAGAGGGAGACAGAGAGGCCGUGGUGUCUGCCCUGCUGACCCGGACCUUCCAGGAUCAUGUGAUGUGUUUCACUCAGACGAGGAAACAGGCUCACAGACUGCACAUCCUGCUGGGACUGAUGGGGUUGAAGGUCGGAGAGCUGCAUGGAGAACUGAGCCAGAGCCAGAGACUGGAGAACCUCAGGCGCUUUAAAGAUGAUCAGAUUGAUAUCUUGGUGGCGACGGAUGUAGCAGCCAGAGGUCUGGACAUCGAUGGAGUCAAAACAGUGAUAAACUUCACCAUGCCGUCCACAGUGAAGCACUACGUUCACCGUGUCGGUCGGACGGCGAGAGCCGGUCGUUCAGGACGUUCAGUGUCGCUGGUGGGAGAGUCUGAGAGGAAGAUACUGAAGGAGGUCGUGAAGUCCGCCAAGAACAGCGUGAAGGCUCGAGUCCUGCCGCCAGAUGUCAUCUUGAAGUUUAGAGAUCUGAUCUCAAAAUUGGAGAAAGACGUUGAAGCUGUGAUGCGGCUGGAGAGAGAGGAGAGAGAGUUCGCUGCGUCUGAGGCCAAGUUGAGUGUUGCUCAGAAGCGCCUCGAUGGGUCUUCCUCCGUCUGUCAAUCACAGCGAGUUUGGUUUCAGACUCAACAGGAGAGGAAACAGAGCCGAGUGUCGAAGGCUCUGCAGGAGUUCGAUCUCGCUCUGAGAGGAAAGAAGAAGAGACAGAAGUUCCUGCAGGAUGGCGGAAAGAAGGAGCCGACGUCUGAGGAGCGCGCUCAGUUCGAGAUCCUGAAGGCUCAGAUGUUCGCUGAGCGAGCGGCGAAGAGAGAGAGACGCCCGAAGAGAGCGAGGGCGAUGCCGGAGGAAGAGACGCCGUGUAAAACAGCCAAUCACAAAGGAGGAAAAGGCGGAAAGCAGUCUGUGUUUGACAAAGAGCUGACCAACACCAGCAGCAAGGCUCUGAAAACCUACAGAGCUGGACCGUCCUUUGAGGACAGGAAGCGUCUGGGUUUGGACAGGAAGCGUCCGGGUUUGGACAGGAAGCGUCCGGGUUUGGACAGGAAGCGUCCUGGCGGCUCGAGGUUUAACAAGAAGAAGUGAUUACAGCAAAGAUGGCCGCAUGCAGCAGCAGUUUCCUGUCAAUUUCACAUGUUGUCUCUUUGUGUUCACUCUGUAAAUCUGUUUCAGUUAUGUUCAUUAAAGAAGUUUUUAAAAAAG